AUGGCGUCCCCAGGCAACCGACCUGGAGGCGACGUGGCAGUGAAAGAAGCAAGGAAAGCGAUAUGUAAAGUCUUUCAAAAGGGAUUUGGAUGCAGAAGAGAUUGCCAACUAAUCCAUGAUCCGGAAACUGUUUAUCUUCGACAGCCUACAACUAAUGCCAGCGCUCGCCUCAAUCAGUUCAGAGCUUCGUUGGAGGUCAGUAUUGACAACGACUCUUCGCCCUGCCGAGACCCUCAGGCUGCCCUAACCACCUGGGAGACCGCACUAGACAUCUUGGAUAGCUCCUAUCCUAUUCUUCGCCAAAGAAUGGCAAUGUUUUUGUCUGACAGAAAGUACGGCCGCGAUUUCAUCAUGGUAACAGUCACGAAAGGAUCCCUUCCGAAUAGCAUUGGCAGGCUCGUGGUCAUGAAAUUUCUCGAAGUCAUUACUCAUACCUCUUUACUAAACGACUCAAGCAUCGAGAUGACCGUCAAAGCCAUCUACUCUAACGCCAUCUAUCCUCCCUUCGAUCAGUCCCUUGAGAACUGUGCCGGUCCUCUCUAUCCGCAACUGUAUCAGUAUGUUUUGUGUAUCGCGAGAGCCGGCCAUGAGCUGUUGCGCAGAGUUCCUCAAUCACUUUCUGGGACCAAGAGUCCUAGUUUCCUGGAAUAUCUCGACAACCUCGUUGCCAAGGUGUGCGAGAGCUUCCCAAAUGACGGCUUGGAAGAAAUCACUCGCAGCUUAUACAUCAUGAAAAGACUGGCAGCUAGUUCAAAGACGCAUCUUGGCGAAGAACAGCGAAAAUUGGAUUCCUUGGCUUCAGCUCUUACGACCAUAGAAAGGCCAGGGGGGCGACAUGACAACGACUUCGCGGAUAUCUCGGAUAUCGCCAUUCUUCCAACCUUGGGAGAGAUCAACAGUGAGAGCGACGAAUACCUACCGUCGACCAACUUCAGUCAUCCCCAUGCGCUUAGAGAUCCGUUGCAGCGACAUGUCGACUCUCAUUUUAGACUUCUCAGACACGAUGCUAUGGGUCCGAUCAUAGAGGCUAUUCGAAGCUUUUGCAGACCCGACACGGACAUAACGGGCAACUUUUAUGACAAAGAGUUCGAUGUUCAUAUGCUCCAUGGAUGUUAUGUCCAUCACAUCUCUUUGAGUCCCAAGCGUGGCCUAAGCGCAGUCCUUCCAUUCGAUACCCCUAAACACAUUUCUGGCAUGUCAAUCCAGGAGAAAGAAAAGUGGUGGAAGCAUUCCGACAUGUUGGAAGAACGGAAGCUUUUAUGUUUUGUUCCUUAUCAAAAGGAUCGUAAAGAGCUCCUAUUCUUUCAGGCGAGCGACAAGAUAAUAACGGGCAAAUAUGAUUGUCUUGUCUCCAGUGACAAAUCUCCAAGAAUACUUGUCCACCUCGUUACUCCGGACCGCAACUCGCUGAGCCAGCUAACCCGCCUGUAUGAGAGCAAAGCUCGAGGUUUUCUGGUUCAAUUUAGUAGCGUCUACACUUCAACAUUGAUGCCCAUGAUCGACAGGUUGAAGAGAAUCAGGCUCGACAAUCACAUACCUCUUCACAAAUGGAUGGUCCCCGCCGAGCACACUCAGAACGACAUCCCACCGCCACUUUAUGUACGCCAGAAAGGUUUCGUGUUCCCUAUGGGCUGCAUAGCCAAAAACAAGGAUUCUGGACUCCAGCUAGAUCCGUAUUACGGAUUUGAGGGCAUUAGUCUUUCUGACCUGGAGGCUCAGACAGGACUGGACAAUAGUCAAUGUCAAGGGCUUGUUGCUGCUCUGACUAGAGAGUAUGCCCUCAUUCAAGGCCCACCGGGAACAGGAAAGUCGCAUCUCGGUGUUCAACUCGUGCGAGUUUUGCUGGCUGUUCAAAAGCAAGCGAAGCUCGGCCCACUCAUUAUCUCGUGUUAUACGAACGAAGCCUUGGAUCAAUUCCUUAAACAGCUUCUCGAUGCUGGGGUCGACCAAAUUGUUCGAAUUGGUCGUAACAAUGUCGCGCCGGAACUCUCCGACCACACACUUCGAACACGCAAAUACAGAUGUCAUGAUACACAAUUUGAAAAUACUCGUGUGGAAAGACUCGGCAAAGAUCUGUGCGGUCUCACUAGUAAAGGCCCUUUUGAUGCUUUACUCGAAACAGACCAAGAAACAAAAGAUCGUGGUUUUGUAGACUUUCUUUCUGAAACCAGACCAAACGUCCAUCGACAGCUUGUUUCGGAGGACACCAUCCAGGCUACAACGAAGAGUUUUUUGAGGGCAGAGCUCAGGGAUAUGUGGCCAUCAAGCACUAAAUCCAUCAAACAAAGCAUGGAAGAACUAAACAUACGGGCUGAGAAAGAUAUCCAUGAUCUCUCAUCGGCGGAGCAAGGGGCUCUUGUAGAUCACUGGACUGAAGAAUGGCGUGAAAGGAAAGUCGAUGCUGCUUUCGAGACUGUGAGAAAACUGGAGCGUCUUUGCAAGCAACGCAAUGAUGUUUGUGAAUCCGUCAGUCAAAGGGUCCUCGCGCAAGCUCAAGUUAUUGGAGUCACUACCUCGGCAGCCGCAAGGAACUCGGAUUUGCUACAGCGCGUAUCGCCAAAGGUGAUGAUAUAUGAGGAGGCAGCUGAGGUGAUGGAACCGCAUUUGAUCUCCUCUAUAAUACCCGGAAUCGAGCACUUGAUCCAGAUUGGAGAUGAGAAGCAACUUCGCCCGCAAAUCGCAAACUGCAAGCUGGGAGUUGACAACGACUCCGAGAAAAAGUGGCAACUGGACCGAAGCCAGUUCGAGAGACGCGCAGCGGGUGAGCCUGGUCUUUCUCCUGUUCCAUUCGUACAGCUCAACGUACAACGAAGAAUGAGACCUGAGAUCUCCCAGCUCAUCAAUAGCUCGUAUCCUGAGCUUCAAGACCACCCUAGUGUUCGGGAUUUCCCAAACGUUGUCGGCAUGCGACGCAACGUUUUUUGGCUUGACCACAAGAAAUUUGAGGGAGGUCUGCGUGGCACAUCAUAUACCACUGAGUGGGAGGUCAAAAUGGUGACAAGAAUCGUCCGGCAUCUGGUGCGACAAGGGGAAUACAAACCUCGAGAUUUAGCCCUCCUCACUCCGUAUAAUGGCCAGCUAAGACAACUGAACCACGCUCUCGGUGAAGAGCUUGAGAUAUCUAUGCUUGGCAAAGCUGGGCACAAAGUCACGAAAAAGAGGCCAUUGAACACAGCCUUGCGGCUAGCGACAUUGGAUAAGUUCCAAGGAGAAGAAGCAAAGGUUGUCAUCAUAUCUAUGACACGUCAUAACCCGCGGCGCAAUACAGGAGUUGUUAUGACGGCCAACUGGAUCAACGUUCUUUUGAGCCGGGCCAAACAUGGGAUGUAUCUGAUUGGAGACUUUGAUUCAUAUCGCUCGGACCCUGGGUGGGAAGAUGUCUACUCCAAGCUUUCAAGUAUUGCGGCCAUUGGCAACACGUUUGACUUACGCUGCCAUCGACAUCCAGAUGCUAUCAUGCAGUGCUACCGUCCAGAACACUUCGAUCUCAUGAGUCCUCAAGACAUUCGGUUUGCAAUGCGAUUUGCGCUCGCUCCUUCGCUUCCUGCAAUCACAGGUGUUCAAAGACAUGCCAUGGAACAACUCCAUGUGGGAGCUGUGAACAACUUUGCGAAGUUAGAUGCCCACACACCAGUGGCGAUGAGAUUUGUAGCCCAUGCGUCGAAGAUUGUACUUGGACUUGUCCUCAUCAAGGGACCUAUUCGUAAUUGUGGCCACCAAUGCCCAAGCUUCUGCGGAGAAGAUUGCCCCGUUGAAUAUUGUCAAGAGUGCAGCCCCAAGAAAUCAGAGGAAGUCGACUUGCUGGAGUUUCGAACUUUUAGCGAGAUCAACCUUGACGAAAAUCCGAUUGUAGUGCUUGGUUGCGGCCACUUCUUCACUGGCGAGACUCUUGAUGGUCUGGUAGGCCUGGAUGAGGCUCGUCUGAGAGGGCAGGAGGACGAGUAUGUCGGCUGGAAAGAGGUGUCAAGCUGCUUCACGACAAAGACGCCUGUUUGUCCACACUGCAAGCAGCCUAUUCACCCACACGCCACAAAACGAUAUGGCCGGCUUAUUAAACAAGCUCUCAAAGAUGAGAACCAUCGACGAUUUCUCACUGAGCAGCACGAUGAGAUUCAGCGCCUCGAGGAAAAGCUGCAAUCUGUCGAGGAUGAUCUUACGACGACACGGUCAUCCUUCCUGAGGGAAAUUCAAUAUAUGAGUCCGCACCGGACACAGGAGAGACAUUCUGUUCUCAAAGAGCUCCAAGGAAUGGGGAAAACCCUUGGAGCCAGAAUUGGGCAAGAAAUCCAGCGAAGCGCAAUAUCAGCCGAUGCUAUUGAGGCGUCUCAAGCCCUGACCUUUGAUUCAUCUACUGACGAAGUCCAGCUGGAGACUUCGACAUACAUGCAAGGUGUUCCAUGGAAGCAAGUUGCACUGAGAGCCCGCCUCAUUCACAUUCAAGCUCAAGAGUUGCACCUGCGUGAUGGACUGGCGAUUUCUCCCCACCAGUCAUUGGCAAGCUGGAUGGAAAGUCAGUCGUUUCCAGCAUUGCCCAGCUUCCUCAACGACUUCGCAAACUUGAUCAAAGAAGCCAACGACCUGAAACUACCGCGAGUUGUCAUCUCAGGAACUCUGUCGUUUGCUAAGAUCGCCCGUCUGAUAUACCAUUAUGAAGUGGCCCAGAAUGCACAUGGCAGCAAUGAGUACAUGCUCGACAUCAUCGCUGCUGAAGAACAGACCAAGAUUGCGUGCGAACUCCUGGAUGCCGCUCUGCUUCUGUGCUCCGAUCUUCGAGACGGUGAGAAGCUGAAACAAAAGGUCCAAGAUCACAUAGAGCUCUUUCAUACUCGGCACGAAGAAAUUACUCCCGGAGAGCUGGCAUCAAUCAAGUCAGCCAUGGUCAGUGGAACCCAGGGUAUGGCGACCAACUCUGGAUAUUGGUACAAUUGCGUUAAUGGACAUCCUUUUGCAGUUGGAGACUGCGGGAUGCCCACGGAGGUUGCUCGCUGCCCCGAGUGCGGAGCACCAGUAGGGGGUACCAACCAUAGACCCUUGGAUGGUGUAACCCGCGCUGAGGAAAUGGAAACAGAGGAGGUUAUCGUCGUGGAUGCAACAGCCAUGGAAGAUGGAGGGGAAGCCGUCCUCCCACCAGCUCGAGAAGAAGUUAUUGAGCCACCGACAGAGGAACCAAACGAGCCGCGGGAAGUGGCCGUCCCAGAAGAUGAAGCGGAACACCAAUCAUAG
Messenger RNA from Fusarium subglutinans, 5223 nucleotides. RefSeq names its product NFX1-type zinc finger-containing protein. The transcript is spliced from 7 exons. Gene Ontology annotation, cellular component: nuclear RNA-directed RNA polymerase complex. Lineage: Eukaryota; Fungi; Ascomycota; Sordariomycetes; Hypocreales; Nectriaceae. Bases 1 to 5223 code for a protein of 1740 amino acids. Gene Ontology annotation, molecular function: helicase activity. Gene Ontology annotation, biological process: regulatory ncRNA-mediated heterochromatin formation. The record is from RefSeq and is a predicted model, not a curated record.